GUGGGUUUCCCAAGUGAAAUGGGCGUCGUCUCGCUUAAGAGUGCGUAAGUCAAAGAUUUUGGUCUCACAUAGGGUGUUUAGAACGAAACGACACUAUUUUUAGAUGUCAUUUGGUUUGAAACAGUCCUCGUCUCUCGUUUCACAUGCAGCUUAGAAAGUGAAAAUGACGAGCGUGGCAGUAAGAAUAUUAGUUACGUUUUUGUGUUGCUUACACGAGGUAUAAAUCCACACUUAGUCAUCAGCCGAGAUAUUUAUAUAUAUAAAAUGUUACCGAUAAAUCUGUCUUCAGAUAAAGCUUUUGUUCUAUUGUUAAUCUCUGCAUGUAUACUAGGUGGCUUCAGGUAGACCCGAUGAUUAAUUUGCCUUGUAAACUGGAAAAGCAAAUAAACAAUCUUAGCAUCUACGGUGAACAAGGUCUGCAGUUUGGUAUAGAGGGUAUAUUUUUAAGUAACUGUAGAGGUACACUUGACGUACAUCUGAUUCACUUCAGUUAUCGCAGAAUUCGAAGAACUUGGAAUUACUCGUCGUGCGUAUUGUGACGUAGUCAAUUACAUGAUUUAUGACAGCAACCUUACGCUAACACAGAACUAUCGUCCGCAUUCAAUCGCGAACUGCUCUAACAGUGAAGAACACGCGUGAGAAAAACUGCUUUCACGCCCAAUUCCCACUUCCUGGGGAAGUAAAUGUUCUACAAGGUAUCGAAAGGAAGUUAUUAACUUAUCAGUGUACCGAAAAUAGAUUCAGUUUCGAAGAAAAGCAGUUGACAGAUUGUUCCUGUCUUGGACACCUUUGACAAGCCUACAAGGAAAAAGAUGAUUGUUUUACUGACAGUAUUUACAUUCCAGGUAGGCAGGGUUUUUAAAAACUAUCUACACUUGACGCCUAAAAUCUAAGCUAUCGCACAUCAGUCCGAACAGUUUUAAAAUCCGAAAUGAAAAGCGAGCAUUCACUAACGAAGAAACAUCUGUAGUUUUAACAUGUACGAAGACUGAGAUGUCAUUUUAUCGUGUGGACAUUGGAAGCAAUAGAAGAAGAAGUUCUUGUGUGUUUCUUGCUGCAGCCCUGCUUGUGUGGACGAGUUACCACUGUGGAAAAGCAGAAAUCCUUCCUUCAAUUUUCUGGACACCCAACAAUCCGAUUUUUUCGAAGACGAAUUACGAGCUGAAUGUGUUUCCCUACACCCAGCUGCACAUCGUUUGUCCUAACACCUGGACAGUACUAAAAACCUGGAAACACCAAGUACCACAGACGGACCUGUAUGAGAAUAUUUGGGGAGUGGACGAGUCUGGUUACAAGACGUGCUCGACAGGAAAGGCGGCAUCUCAGCCAGCGCUGAUUUUAUGUGAUUCACCCACACAGGUUAAAUUCGACACUUUUGUGUUUCGAUUUCCGGCUAAUUCUCCAACAACAUUUGCACCUGGCAAGGAAUAUUUCUUUAUUGCCACGUCAGACGGGAAGAGGAGCUCGCUGAAUUCAACUUCUGGUGGGCAUUGCACCACACAUAACAUGCGAUUUAAGGUGUAUGUGUGUAAGAAUAGACAAGAUAAAAGAUGCAGCCCUCCUAAGAAAAAACCUAGUCCAACUCAAGUUCCUAAAAGGAACAAGACAGUCUCUCCUCCUAGAUCAUUUGUUGAGUGCAAUAACACUAAUGACACUGAUGUUAGAUCAAAAUUUUGCAACAACACUGUUUGCGGUACCACCAAGACAGAGAUACUCCGAAAAACUGGGACUUUUGUAGGUACUGUCGCUAUCUUGGGGUCAUUGGUAGUCCUUUCUAUGGCCUUAAAUGCUUUCCUUUUAUGGCAAAAAUGCAAGCAAGAACUAAAACAGCGAGCGGAAAGAGCGUCACUGAGUCGUCACUGAGAGUGUACCUGUCUUGAGCCCAAAAUUGCCCGACUCUUUGGUCAUCGGCUAGGAAAGCUUAGCACCAAAAAUGACGUCAGACCGUAUUUUUUGGGAAAUAAAAAAAUGUGUAACUUUGUCUGUUAUAAAAACAUCUCAAAACCUGUCGUCCGGUAGAUUAAUAUUUUAUUUCUCAUGAACGUCUAAUCAGAGCCAAAUUCUAAUCCCUGAAAUCUUGAGGUGGAGCCGUGCUGGUAGAUUUUGAGGAAAACGUCAUUAAAACUACUAGUGUCGUAUGUGAUGGUUUAAGACUUUAAAGAAUAACAGUAAUUAGAGAAAGCAAAAAACACUUCUUGAAACAUUUUACAAAAGAGUCAAGAAGUGAGCAAUUUUUUCCCUCAAUACUGUAGGUCUUACUUCAAGGGGCAACGCCGACAUAACAACGUGACUCCUAACCUUUUGUGGUUGUGUUUUCACUAGGACAAUUUUGGCUAGAUAAAGUCGGAAAAGUCUGGAAAAGCAGUGAAAACAGUUCGUCUUGAGUUUAGCGAGUUAAAAAUGCACGCUGUUUUCACCAGAAAAAAAAAGCGAUUGUCUCGUCAAUAUGACCGGAAAUUCGCGCCAAGUUAGACUACCUCGCGAGAUGCUAUAACCUGUCCUGGCGAGUGCCGCAGCCAAUCACACUGUGCGUAGUGACAAAGGCCUGCAAAGAAUCUGGCAAUAGUAUUCACCAGACGUUCGUACCACGGUUCAGUUUGCGAAGCAGAACUUUUAAAACGCCAGACGAGUUCAGCAGUCCUUCUCAUUUAUUUCGGUUUACCAUUCCUACGGUCCCGUUAGAUUCUCCAGUUCCUCGACUAGGACCCUUAUGACACGGCGUCGCCGUGCAGAACGAGUUCCUGCAUUACAACAGUUUGUCGCAUCUUCCUCAUUUCUGGGAACAUUAACCGCAUCCUCUGGAAAAAAUGCCUUCUCGAUCUCCUUCGCAUAAAUAUGACUAGAAUCAAUUCAAGAGAAGUCGUUAAAAGCGCUUCCUCUCUCAGCCAUUUUAGAAAGUUGCGCGCUUUUGUAAUUUAAAUCUUCUGAGUCAGUGGGUUAAAUUCUGGGUUAAAUUUCCAGUGGAAACAGAUAUUUAACUAGCAAAUGCUGAUCUGUAAACAAACACCCAGAAAGAAUGUUCAGCUUGUUAGUCGGCAACCUGUGUCUGAUUAUACGAUAGUAAUACACCAGGAGCCCAUUACCCUUAAAUUAUAGAAGUGUCUGGAUUUCCCUGUUCAUUGAAGCAGCAUGGUUCUCAACAAUUGCAAAGUGCCUCAUCAAAACAUCAAAACUUGUCUAGCAGACUAGGUAAAGCAAACAAAGUUUAGCCAAUCAAGACAGGGGUUAUCAUGGAUGUUUAAUUUCAUGCAUGUUUCGUGGAGGUCUUAGCCAAGGUUAAAGAGAAACCUCAAAAGCACUUGUCUCGAUAAACAGUAGAGACCUCCAAGAACUCGAGUAUAUUACAUCCGAUCACUAGAUACAGAAUUACUAGAUAUUUUCUUAGCUAAUCGACACUUUGCUUUGGGAAUGUUUUGAUUAGUUAUGAUACAAUUUCAAACCUUAUCCUUCUGGCUGAGGUUGAUGAAAAGAGAUAUUGAGCAAUUAUUUCGUGAUAUAAAAUACACUCUUUUUUUGUCAGAAUAUUGCUUUCCGGCCGACGCUGAAUAUUCUUAUUUUUCUGCCGAUUUUAGACUGAAAAUAUUCUUGUGAAUAUUCUUAGAUGAUAGCACAUGACAUACCUGGUUUCGAAUGUAUUUGGUGUCUGGAUGAUGUUUAAGUAAGUUUUGAGCCAACCUGCAGGCAUUAAUAAUAUCACGCACAUAACCUCUUGCCGAAAUGCUAUUAACAUCGAACAAACGGCUAGUGCUAUUUUUGUUGCUUUUUAGCUAGUUUUGACGUUUAGAUAAAGAAAGAAUUUCAUACACUUAUUAAGUUAAAAACAUAUAAUUGUAUUGUAUUGACAAACUUUCAUCAUACAAAAUUAUAUUCCUUUCAAAAUCGAAGCCUCGGGUUUAAUCUUAAAAUGCUCUUAAAAUUUCGUAAAUUUCAGCCUCUAAAUUCUUAAAGAAAACAUAUUCUUAUAAAGAAGAAAGAGUGUAUCAUUCUUAGCAAAAACGAACUUGACUUUGAAGUACAGCUACUUGCUUCGCGCUCAGCUCUCCAGUUUGAUGCAAUCUUCGUGCUGCACAAAGUCAUCUUCAAGUUAAGUCAAGUCCAGUCAAGUCAUCUUUGUUUAGGCAGGGUAGAUCAAUCAGCCAUAGGCUGGUAUCAAAAGGGGUCCUGCGUAAAAUUAUAAGACCACAUGAUAAAAAAUUCAGAAUUUAAAAAUUACCUCAAAGUUAUGUACAAGGAGUUUAAAAAUUGAAUAUAAAGGAAAUUACAUAUCCGAUGAAGUACAAUUUUUCUAGAUCAAUACAACAAAAGAGAACAAUCAAAGUAUAUCUAAGUAUUAUAUUGGUAGAAAACUAAUGGCUAAACUGAAAACUAAGAGUUCUUAAAAAUGGAAAGCGACGUGGCUUCUUUCACUGAUGUGGGUAAAUCAUUAAAAAGAACCGCGCCUGAAAAUCUAAAUCUACAGACAGCUAUUUAACUUUCUUUCCUGCACCGGGUAAGUGAAGCGGACAAUCUUUUUCGACGCCGUAAGUUGAAAAUAGAAGAAGUCUGGUCCAGGUCGUUCAAAGGGUGGAUCAUGUGGAUAUAUCACUAUCCAGUGGAUAGCGUGGUCUGUUUUGCCAACAAGUAUCCACUGGAUAGCGAUCUCUCCGGUGGAUAGCGUUAUCCACCUUUAGACAACCGUGUGUGGGGCCUGAGGCCGCACGAGGGCGAUAUCAACGGAAAUUGUUUAUCGCACGAUCUCCCCCUCCCCCAUCCCCCGUAUUGAUCUUCGUGGAACAAUGGUCAGUCUUAUCAACAUUUGAUUUCUUUUCUUUUUUUUUUUCUUUUCUUUCCUUGUUUUUUUGUCAAAAUGGACAAUGCAAUGAAGUUCCAUGUAACGUAGACAAACAAAAUCAAUCUCGUUUCAUAGUUUCUUUUUUUAACCCUAAUCUUGAUGCAGAUAUUAAUUCGUUUCUGAGAGAGCGAUAGUUCCUGCAGGAAACAAACGAAUGCUUCGAGCUAUAUAUGGCCACCGUGAUAGAAUAUGAAGGUUAAUAUUAGCUCAGUCAAUUUUGAAACUAAAUUCAAUGUAAAAGUUUAAUCACUGUGAUAUGAUCUAAAGAGAAUCUUUCAUAGUUGUUAGUCCAAAAUAUAUUCUAGGCUAAGUAAGGUUAAUUGAGGGGCGGGUUUAGAAUGAAGUGGAUCUGUAAUAUACUGCCUCUCGCGAACAACAUACAGCAAUAGUAAAAUACUAUUGUAUUUAGCCGAGCGAGAAGGUAAUGCGAGAAAAUUUAAAGUCACUUUCCUCUCGAUAGAGGUUAAUUCUAAUUGCAUUCCAACGGAGAUGAGACAUUUUCUCGCUACUCAUCUUGAGAUAGCGUUAUCUUGCUCGAAAUCUAGGGUUACAGUGUAUUUCUCAUAAUUUUGAGCGGGCGACAGGGCGUGAGUGUAGGGGAGGGGAGGGAAUGGUGAGGGCUUGUCAAGGGAGUCCUAUGGAAACAAGUUAUUUGUUUACGCGAAAAAAUAUUUAACUGACCAAUGUAUUGAGUUUAUUCUAGCAACUUCUCCUCUACUUACCCGUCCUCUGUUCAUCUGGAUAUGUAUCCUAGGCUUUGUUUCAAUCUCUGUAAUUAAUACUUCAGAAAUAACAAGGUACAGGAGGAAAAGCUACUCCAUAUGAAGUUUUGGAUCAUGUGCACUUCUAUAAAUAACACUGAAAUAAAAACUGUUCAUCAAAUCAUUUAUCAAGCUGCCAUUGUAUUGCGUGAUUAUCGUUUACUUGGCGUGACAACUCUAUCCAUCAAAAUUUCUUCAGAAAACAUGAAAGUCCAACCGUUCUUCUAAACUAAUUCAAAACACAGCAGGGAACAAAAAGCCGUGCAGUGCCAGUACUAAAACAUAUUUAUGAGAUCAAUUUUCUUUUCCCCUCUAUUGCUUUAGAAUAAGAGAUUGCACUAAAUGCUCUAAAGCUUUUAGAGCUUUCCAUUACACGCAACGUUUUUAGGGCUCUAGCUUUUUUGAACACACAGGUCUGACUGUUUGGUCUACAACACAACUAUGUACUGUUGUUAUGACGAGUUUGUAAGACCCCUGAAGUUUUUACAAGAAUUUUUUUUACAACCGAACCGUUUCAGUUGCACCAUUUGUGUCCUGUUUAUGAUAUUUAUGGGCACGAGUUUACUGAAUGCUUGUUGUAUUCGUCCAUAACGUGGUCUUCGCGCGUGCAAAACAGUAUCUUUUUUCCUAAAGAAGAUUUUUUUGACUAAUGCGAUAAAACUUUCUAGAAUUAAAUUUUCCUCUUCGAUUUCCGGAGCAAUUAGAACCAACAGCUACAUUCCGUGUGCUUCGUGUGUAG
Messenger RNA from Orbicella faveolata, 6331 nucleotides. RefSeq names its product ephrin-B2-like. Gene Ontology annotation, molecular function: ephrin receptor binding. The record is from RefSeq and is a predicted model, not a curated record. Lineage: Eukaryota; Metazoa; Cnidaria; Anthozoa; Scleractinia; Merulinidae. Gene Ontology annotation, cellular component: plasma membrane. Gene Ontology annotation, biological process: axon guidance; ephrin receptor signaling pathway.